AACUGCAGUCCCCUGCAAAACCUAGUGAAACAUUGGGGUAGGUUCCGAGCUUCGAGUUAAAGCUAUCGACUUAAGAUUCCCAUCACGUAGUGCCAACUAUAUUGACGGUUAUCACAAUUCAUAUUGUAGGCUCUUUGCUGGAGGGGAGAAUUGUGCAAGUUGGGCUAUUUGCUGGCACGUCCAUGGGGGAAACCUUUUGCAGGUGGACCAGGCACAAAAAUGGGCCAUUACGCCAGCGCAUGGAAUCGUUUUUGGCAGCGGUUGCCACACGGCGCAUGUUAUUGCGGAAAUGUGGCGGCCCUUUAUAACCCCGAACCAAUGGCAGUUGAAGACAGUUCCGACAGCAUUGUCAAGCACAAAGCACCAUUGAAAAACAGCACGCUAUCCACCAAGCACAUCUAGUCAUGGCCCUAAUCAAGAUCACCCUCAUUUGCUGCGCUCUGAUCGCCGCUAUCGAGUGCGCCCUGUUGCCAGCCGCUGUUCCAGUGGGCGUGCCCCUCAACACGGAGGUGGAUCCGCAUCCUCAGUACGCCUUCGCCUACAAUGUCCAGGAUGCGCUCACCGGCGACAGCAAGAGCCAGCAGGAGGUGCGGGAUGGCGAUGUGGUCAAGGGCUCCUACUCGGUGGUGGAUGCCGAUGGCUCCCUGCGCACCGUCUUCUACACCGCCGAUCCCAUCAACGGUUUCAAUGCGGUGGUGCAGCGAGGACCAGUUCCGGUGGCUGCUCGCCCUUUGGUGGCUCCGGUGGCUGCUCCACUCUUGGGCUAAGUGCUCAAUCUUCUAGAGCUUCGAGCACUGCUUGUAACCUAGCUUUUACAUAACUUAUUGUCUGCUCCUUAGUCCGUGGUAAAGUUAUCAUUUAAUAAUAAAUUCAAUAAGCCAAAGAUAUAAACAUUGUCUUUGAUUCAUAUUCAAGGAAUCCGUAAGUAUCUGCUUCUCAAACUAAAAUUAAUCAAAAGUACACUUUCAGUAGUAGACUCCACUAAAUUCCGAAACGAGUUUACUUUUGCACCUAUACACUUUAUUAAUUAGUCAGUUGAUCAGACAAGCUCAAGGCCCAAUAUGUACAGAUAGUUGCUUAGUUAAUGAUAAUGAACUAAAUUAAAAUCGCACUUAAAGUAGUGCAAAAUAACAAGAUAUUGAGUGGACAUAUUUUCAAGAUCACAAUUUGCGUGUCAUUAUAGAUGCAAAUAUUGUCAUUUUGAACUUGAAACUGUGUGCAGUGUGUUAACUUUUGAAUUACAUCAUAAUUGUGGGUGUCAAGGAAUGGAAAUUGUUAUGUGUUUAAUGGAACUAAUUACUUGGUGAGCAUACGAGUAUUCGUGACUCCAUGCCAUGUUAAAAUUGUUUUGUAAUUUUAAAUGUAACAAAAUGUAACCAGGAAAAGCCCCAUUUUCCAAAGAAAGCUGACCCAUGUCGCAACCCAUUUUCCACUUACAUAAGACAGCUAUCUUAGAUGGUUAUCUCGACUGCAGCUGUCCCACGCCCAAAGAACUCUUCCACUCCACAUGAAUACAUUCACUCGCUGGCCCAGCACGCACUCAAAUUAUUCAAUAGCUUAAUUGAAAGUAAAAAAUCGGCACGAGAUGCAAUUUUUGGAUUACGCAAACCCCAACCCGAGCAUGUCCAUAGAUGUUGCUGCCGGCGCCGACCGCAACUGCAGCAGUAACUGCAACUGCAACUGCAGCAGCAAACGCAGCAGCAACUGCAGCAGCGACAGCAACGCCUAACAAGCGGCGGUACGCGUUGAAAAUUAGUGAUAAUGGCCAAAAUUGUCCCAAUGGCAACAGAGCGGCGAAACAGAACAAAAUCUAUACACUUAGAAAAAAAAGCAUGAAAUUCGAAAAAGUAAAUUACAUUCUAAGUUCUUUAUCAAAUUGUUUAGUGUCAUUCAAGUAGUUUUUGUAAUAACAUAUAUGUAUCUAAGAGUCAAUAUGUCAAUUGUACA
Drosophila yakuba is the source of this 1947-nucleotide messenger RNA. RefSeq names its product cuticle protein 21 (gene Cpr64Ab). The transcript is spliced from 2 exons. Gene Ontology annotation, cellular component: extracellular matrix. Lineage: Eukaryota; Metazoa; Arthropoda; Insecta; Diptera; Drosophilidae. Bases 405 to 767 code for a protein of 120 amino acids. The record is from RefSeq and is a predicted model, not a curated record.